Messenger RNA from Linum trigynum, 5581 nucleotides. NCBI's taxonomy places the organism in Eukaryota, Viridiplantae, Streptophyta, Magnoliopsida, Malpighiales, Linaceae. The record is from the annotation of a GenBank genome assembly.
CUACUCUUUUGCACGAUUUCGCAGCCGGCGAUGGAGUCCAAUUCUUCCAUGAGAACGAGCAGAGAGUCCCGAGUAAUGGAUAAGGAGCCGCAGAAUAUAAUUGUCAAAGUCCUGGGCAUGGGUGGGAGCAGCAUCCUGUUCAGAAUUAAUCAAGCUACCCCAUUGCGGAAUGGCUUCUCGCAACCAUCUCGACGAUGACGAUGACUUCGGCGGCGAUUUCAGUGGAACCCACAACGGAAGGCGUUCGGGUAAUAAGAGAAGCUUUGGGGAUCUUGAGGACGAUGAGGACGAUCUCUUUAGUUCGAAGAAGGGUAAUUCGAAGGUGGAAGAAACCACAAUGAUUUUGUCUCUUCGUGAGAGCCUUGAUACCUGCAGGAACGAUCUUGCGACAUGCCAAGCGGAGCUUGAAGCGGAAAAGUUGGAGAUUCAAAAGUGGCAUUCUGCAUUUGAGAAUUCGUCUUUCAUACCCUCAGGGGCAUCUCCCGAACCUAAACUAGUCAUCAAUUAUCUUCAGACUCUGAAAUCAUCGGAGGAGACAUUGGAGUAACAGCUUGAGAAAGCAAAGAAAAAGGAAGCAUCCUUCAUUGUUACAUUUGCCAAACGAGAGCAGGAGAUAGCAGAAUUUUAGUCUGCAGUUCGGGACUUGAGAGCACAACUGAAGCCACCAUCAAUGCAGGCAAGGAGAUUGCUACUAGAUCCAGCAAUUCAUGAGGAAUUUACUCGCUUGAAGGUGAGAUAAUGUGCAAAUGCUCUUUUUUCUCAUUUUGAUGGUUGGGGCAUAAGUUACCUACACUACUCGCAUUUGGUUACUUCAUAGAGGGAUAUCAAGUGAAAUGGUUAAGUAAAUAUGGAGGUGCUUUAACAUGGCUUAGGGGAUUUGUUGUGGUUGAUUUUUGGCGGCCGAGACGAAUGGAGUUGAUUGGGGAGCAUCGUCGAUUAAAUGCUAAGUUGUUCCAUGACAUCUUUUGGAGUACCUAGUUCAUGAAGCAGAUGGAUUCUAGCUUUAUAGUCAGGUGAGUGUAAAGAGGGUAAAUUCUAAGCCUUACGUAUUCUUUCAAGUUUGACGAGCUUUAAGUAUUUGAUGAAGUGAUUGUUAUUGCAUGAUUGUGUUUAUGAUUGGUGAUAUGUGCUUUGUUUGAGCUAUGUUGGGAGUGUAUAUGUAGGAGUUGUUAUUUACUUUAAAGCUUUACAUUUAGGAGUUAUUAUUAAAGAGUAAGAAACAAGUUCUUUUAAAGAAGUAACUCACCUUCAAGAAGGUGAAGUCGUUUUAAGUGUUUUUAGUCACUAGCGCCAUUCCGUUGCCAUUUGAGACAUUUUGAGAUAGAGCAGCAGUUAUGCUCUUGAGAUUUUUAAGAUGAGCAGCAGUUAUGCUCUUGAGAAUCAUGGUGAAGAGCCACCACGAUAAGUUUAAGAUGUUAGGGGGAUGAAUCGUUACGACUUCCCUAACUAAGUUUAAGUUUAAGGAAAGCCUGGAUGGCUUCUCAUACGUAUGAGUUGGCAACCGGACUAGUUAGUGAGGGAUCCCCGUGUCAGUCAAGUAUUUAAGUCAAGAUUUGAGCUUUAAGAGAGGAGAGUAACUUCAACUCCCUCAAAGUUUAAGAGUUAAGAUUUUAAGAUUGGAAGUACAAACAACUUCCACUAGUUAAAGUUAAGUGUUUAAGUAAAGUGCUUCAAGUAUUAGAAGUAUUAAAACGUAAGGGCGUAGACUGACCCCAACUUACUUACCAGGCCUUAGUAAGGGAAUGAGCGAGAACCAGAUCGGUAGCAGCUAGCUAUAGGAGCAGUUAGAAAGCAGCGAGUUCGAGAGGAAAAGUUCUAGAGAAACCAGCUAGAGGAGAGCAGUGCAAGCAUCACGGAGGAUGCCUAGUUAAGAUUUUCAGUAGCAGCAUCGACCGAGACUACCUAGUUAUUUACAUUUUAUGAUUAUGAGUAUAGACUGGAGAACAUAUUGAGAUUUAAAGUUUGAGUUUAAUUUACCCACGUGUUAGGGCUUUGUUCUGAACUACAAGUGGGUGUUUUCAGUAUUUUAUUUAUGAAAAAUUUUCCCGCUGCAAUUUAAGAUUUGAGUAUUUUAUUUAUCAAGGGCAUUUUAGUAAAAGUAGUACUCAGCCGGGUUAGGGUGUUACAAUUACUAAAAGUGAUAAAAGAGAACUUGUUAAACCAAUCGAGUGAGUGUAUAGUUAGUUCAUCGCUUAAACCAUUUUAUUUAUCUAUAGAAUUAAAAUACACAAUCAGGUUCAUCUUCACUUAUUUACAUAUAUUUUUCAUACAAAUUCAUUAUACAUAAAAAAUGAUUUUGAAUCUUCAUAUCAAACUAAAUCUCAUCUUAUGAUUAUUGGAUCUAUAUGAUAUGAGCAAAAGGUCUAAGGCUAUUGGUCAACUGGACUGAAAAUUAAUACUAAUUUAAGAAUUAUAUAUCGCUUUAAAUGUUCAAUACUCAAAUUCAAUAUGCAAUAUUCAAACAAAUGAUAUAUGAGUUUCAACCCUUCCUAAAAAAUUUUAGACAAAAAAGUCUCCCCCAUCCCCAAACACACGCAGACAUUUGCAAAAAAAAAAAAGUUUCAAUUUCUUCUUCACUUUACAUGCUUCUAAAGUUAUUGUUGACGUUGUUUGUUAUUAUUGUAAGUUGUAAAAAAGACUUUUCAGCUAUGAAGCUAAUCAAAAAUUAUUUUAUAAAUGAGUGUUUAGUUGUAUACAUUGAAAAAGGUUUUAGUCUCAAAAUAAACAAUUAAUGUAUUUUAUAGACCUUUUAGAAUCUGAGUCGUCACACGUUGAUGUGAAAAACUACUCAUUAAUUCAAAUUUUAUAUGUUAUUCAUAUAAUAUAAUAUUUUAUUUUUAUCAAAUGAAGUAUUUCUCCAUAAAACAUGAGGUAUUAAUGCUUGUACAGGGUCGAUCCAUAUACAUUGUCUUCAUGGUAUGCUCUAACUGUGUUAUGCUAGCUCGAUCAUGUGCCUGGGUAUAGGUAUAUGCAUUCUAAUAAUUAAGUUUCUACCUAUUCACAACACCGAGAUAAAUAACAGUCAUAAAUGCAUCUAGUAUUUGAUUUUGACUACCUAAUAAAAUACUACAUUUAAACCAACUACUACUGAUGUCACAAAUAAUAAGUAUACCUCUAAAUCAUACAUAAAAUAUUUCAAACAUCAGAAUGAGACAGAAUGAGGCGGCGCCGCGGGCAGCUCAUGUCGUCGGGGAAGAGAGUCCUAUUCUGAGAUUGACCGGGGCUCAAUUCGCUAGUUUGAAGCUAUUUUUAAGCUCACCUUCGCCUGCUCCGGACCCUACUGAACAUAUGGCGGGUAAUAGUUGACUCGCUAUGACACAACUCCUAACAAAGGCCAAGUGUAACCAAUGAAAGGGACUGCAGUAUAGUGGCUCAAGUAAUAAAUAUCGAAUCCACGGGUCUCUAGACUUACUAUUACUCAGCUUCAGUUCAUUAUCUAGCAACCAGAUUUAGAUAGAACAACUAAAACUACUCUAGCAAACUACAGUUAAAGUUAAUCUAAUUACAUGUUGGGAAACUCACUUAGGUAUGAUUCCCCCUAGCCACUAGCCAGAUUAAUGAUUGAUGAUCUCUAACCUGUUUCACUUUCAUUCACAAUGCGGAGAAUCCUUAACUAUACCUUGAGUCUCGACUAAAGGAACAAGGCCCUCUUGAUUCAAUAGCCUAGAGGGACGUAUCCUUCUCUAGAACAACCGAUCAAGGUGUUCUAAACUAGAUUCCAUCUAUCGAAUGAGAUUCUCAAUCGAUACAAAGCAGUGAAUCGACCCUCGACUAAAGCAAUCGAUCCAAUACUAUCAAUCUAUGGUGCUCUAUUGACCUAAUCAGGUAUUCGCUCUCAUAGGAUCAAAGCAUAAUCAAUAAUCUCGACUAAAGCAUAAUUAAAUCAUGAAAACAUGCAUAGAUUGAAUAUGAACUCAAGAUUAUCAAGUAAGUGUACUCAUACAAUCAUCCAAUCAAACAAACAUGCUAGGUCCCUCAAAACCUAAGUGAAGGGAAGUUACUCCAUAGAGAAGAGAGAGACUGCAAUAAGAAUCUUCAGAUGAUCAGUCUCCACGUCCGGACUUGUUUCUCGAGCUUCCAAGGCAAAGAAAUCCUCCAAUUCCACUCCAAGAUUGCCCUCAAAUCGCCCUCUCUCUCUCUCUUUGGUUCGUCCCUUGGGUGUUUGGGAACCAAAACUCAGCUCCCCCCCUCCAAAACACACAAAACAGGCUUUUAACAUCCUGCGAUCGCGAAACCCGGUCCAAAUACCUAGUUGGGUAUUAAGGGAACCGGUCGGGUAUCAACAAAAUGCUCCGGUUCAUUUUCUGGGCAAAAGGGAAAAUACACAGUCGGGUACGGUUCACGACCGGGGGGCCUUCUAAUGCUGCCAAAAAUACCCUAUCAGAUGUUCAAAAUACCCGGAUAUUUCACAGUUUCGGGUCCGCUGUCUUUGAUUCUUCGUUUCUCCCUCGUUCAGACUCCAAAUCAGGUGCCGUUUGAUCCCAGACACUCGUAGUCUCGUCCUAUUUCUUCUCAUGACAAGCUUACAUGAUUAUUUGGUCACAAAGUGAGGUAUAAAUCCAUUCUUCUUCAAUUCAUGCCCGAGUUUCUUCCCCCGAGUCGCCAAUUGAUCUCCGUUUGUCUUGAAACUUGCACCUAUGCUUCACUUUAUAUGCUAGGACCUGAAAUGUGACAAAGGAACACAACCUAGGGUAAAAUAAGCCAAAGAAGCGAUAAUGCAAGAUUGAACGAUCAAGAAACAAAGGGAAACACAUAUGCAAAUAUCGAGUCAUCAAUAGUACUGAUCCUUAUGAAUGGCUUAUUGACUCAGGCUGCAAUGAACACAUUAUUAGGGAUGCUAGUUAGCUUGAUGGGUUAGAUAGUAGUGGCACUUACUCUUCAUUUCGGAUUCCUAAUGGUCGGUGUAUUCCUGUUAAGGACUUCGGUUCUGUGGUGUUGAAUGAUCGUCUCACAUUAUGUCGUGUCCUUCAUGUUCGUGAUUUCAAAUGAAACCUUCUAUCUGUUAGUUUCCUUACACAAGACCAUGAUAUUGCCUUACUCUUCGUGGCUGAUUUUUGCCUUCUGCAGGACUCACAUUCCAAGACCGUGAUUGGACUGGGUCGCCUUCGUGAUGGCCUCUAUAAUUUGCAGCGGGGAGGUGUGGGCGUUGGUUGUCCUGGUCGUGAUGUAACGGCGUUCGCAGCUAGUCAUGAAGUGGUAAAUCUAUGGAAUCAUCGUUUAGGGCAUCCUUCUUUUGAGAAGCAUUCUCGUUUGCAUGAUGUUUUGGGAAUUCAGUCUUUUCAUUUGGUUAGCCGCAUUGUGACUCUUGUUGCCAAACAGACGUGUACUAUUUAUCCUUCCAGUUCUAGCACAACUCAUGAUUGUUUCGAGUUAAUUCAUGUGGGUAUUUGGGGUGGCUAUCAGACCCCUUCUUUGGAUGGUUCUCGUUUUUUCUUGACUAUCGUUGAUGACUUCAGAAGAGCUAUUUGGAUUUAUCUGCCUAAAUAUAAAUUCGAUGUCGAGCAGUAUCUUUGUUCCUUUUGUUAGAUGACCAUCACUCAGUUCAAGCGACAGGUGCGGCGAAUAUAGGCUCACAAUGGGA